UAUUCUGGAAAUUAUUUUUUAUGGAAUAAUUCGGCUACGUAUUUCGCAGUAUUGUGCCAAUCUGAGUCGAAAAUCAUUUUCUAUGCUAAUAACAUUCUGCGUGUUGUCUCGACAAUUGUUGGUCUCAUAGAAACGUAGUCUAACAUUGCGUCAGAUAGUGAAGGUCAGUAGCGUUGAUAGUGUGAGAAAGUGUGUCUACAAUUCUGAUUGCGGAUAUGAUGUGUAGUUAAGAGCUCGAAAAUGAAUUUAUAUUCGUACAUAAGAGGCUUAUUUGGAUUUCCAGAAUAUAAGAAAGACAAUCAGUCACACAGGCAAGAUGAUAAACCAUGUGGAUCCCUACUUGAUGAAUUUCACAGACCCAUUUGGAUCAGGGAUGAGAACAGUGAUUACAAGACCUGCCCACCACACAGAUCAUUUGGGUAUGAUAUCUUUAGCAGUCCAAUAGAAAUUCAUAGACAUUUUGAACAACAGAUGGAAACAAUGUCAAGACUUUUUGAAACGUUUGAUAACAUAUUUGGAGGUUCCUUUCAGUCACAUCCACCAGUCUCAGACCAAGAUCAGUACCAAGGCAACCAAGAUUUAAGGGACAGAUAUGUGAAACCAAGGCACUGGCAUGACUCACAAGAAAGUGAAUGGAUUCCUGGCCAUGCCAGAAGAGAAAAGCAGUUGGAUGAUGAUUUAGAUGAUAGGGUCAGUGCAGGUGAACUAGAGCAGAUCUUGAAGGACAAACCAUCCAUGGAAAAGUAUGAGCCACAUGUAGAAAUACAUACCUUUGGAAAGAGCUCUUUCAAUAAGAUUGUUACCAACAGUGAUGGGACAGUGGAACAUCAUCGUACAGUGAGAGACAGUCAGGGAAAUGAGGAGAUAACAGUGACUCAGCAGAUAGGAGACAAGAGAUACUCUGUGACCACUCGUAUUGAUUCCAGAGGUGAAAAGCAACAAACAGAGAAUUUUGUGAACAUUGAGAAAGAUGAUUUGGAUACCUUCAAGAAGGAAUGGUGCAGGCUUCGCCAGACUCCACAGUAUCCUGCAAUUGACAAGGAACCAAAACCAGACCAUUUGUCUAUCUUUGAUCAAUUUUUCAAGUAGGAACUAUUUAAUGGAUUUUGCUGUAUUUAAAGUUAACAAAAUGUUUGUAGCAGAAAUAUUAUUAUUCAUGAAUGCUUCUUAGAUUUCGAAUGUUAUGUAAAAAAAAAAGCAAUGUAUUCUUUUUCCCCAAUUCGUGCAUUGGUUUACGUGUUUUCAGGAUCUUAAUUCAUAAUAAUGAUACUGAAUAAUAUAAUGAAGACUUGUAUUACUGUAACUUCUUACUGUACACAAUAAAUGCUAGUUUGCUCAAGUCUAA
Molecule: messenger RNA, 1345 nt
Organism: Cryptotermes secundus
Lineage: Eukaryota; Metazoa; Arthropoda; Insecta; Blattodea; Kalotermitidae
Product: HCLS1-associated protein X-1
Exons: 7
Coding region: 241-1089 (282 amino acids)
Biological process (GO): negative regulation of apoptotic process; regulation of actin filament polymerization
Cellular component (GO): clathrin-coated vesicle; actin cytoskeleton; sarcoplasmic reticulum
Source: RefSeq, a predicted model, not a curated record